Molecule: messenger RNA, 1791 nt
Organism: Sporisorium graminicola
Lineage: Eukaryota; Fungi; Basidiomycota; Ustilaginomycetes; Ustilaginales; Ustilaginaceae
Exons: 1
Coding region: 1-1791 (596 amino acids)
Biological process (GO): double-strand break repair via break-induced replication; DNA replication initiation; DNA replication
Cellular component (GO): nucleus; MCM complex
Molecular function (GO): ATP binding; single-stranded DNA helicase activity; 3'-5' DNA helicase activity
Source: RefSeq, a predicted model, not a curated record
AUGCGCGACUUGCACGCCGACAGCAUCUCGCACCUCGUGCGAGUUCCAGGCAUCGUCAUCGGCACCACCACCCUCUCUUCUCGCGCCACACACCUCCAGAUCAUGUGCAGGGACUGCCGUGCCACCAAGUCUCUCCCUGUCGUUUCUGGUUUUGGUGGCUUCACCUUGCCGCGAUACUGCGACUCCACAAAGAUGGACACGACAGCACCACAGUGCUCCACAGACCCCUACGUCAUUCUCCACGACAAGUGCCGCUUCGUCGACAACCAGACUGUCAAGCUGCAAGAGGCGCCAGACAUGGUACCCGUAGGUGAGCUGCCCCGUCACAUGCUCAUGUCCGUAGAUCGUGCGCUCUGCGGGCGUGUUGUGCCAGGCUCGCGCAUCAUCGCUACGGGCAUCUACUCGACCUUUACCAGCGCCGGCAAGGGCUCCAAGGCGGGUGCUAUUGCGCUGCGUACGCCGUACCUCAGGGUCGUCGGUCUCGAGAUCGACGCCGAAGGAGCAGGCGGCCGCGGCAUGGCCCGCAUCUUUUCGGCCGAGGAGGAGGAGGAGUUUGCCCGCCUCUCGAGGACGAGGGAUCUGUACGAAAAGUUCUCUGCAAGCAUCGCACCAAGUAUCUUUGGCAACCAAGACAUCAAGAAGGCCAUCGCAUGUCUGCUGCUCGGCGGUUCCAAAAAGGUGCUGCCCGACGGCAUGCGUCUGCGUGGCGACAUCAACGUGCUCAUGCUCGGUGAUCCCGGUACUGCCAAGUCGCAGUUGCUCAAAUUUGUCGAAAAGGUGUCGCCCAUUGCCGUCUACACUUCAGGAAAAGGUUCAUCGGCAGCCGGUUUGACCGCGUCGGUGCAGCGCGAUCCUCAGUCACGCGAGUUCUACCUGGAAGGCGGUGCCAUGGUCCUGGCGGACGGCGGUGUGGUAUGUAUCGACGAGUUUGACAAGAUGCGUGACGAAGACCGUGUGGCCAUUCACGAGUCGAUGGAGCAGCAGACCAUCUCGAUCGCCAAGGCCGGUAUCACGACGAUCCUCAACACACGCACGUCGGUGCUUGCGGCAGCCAACCCGAUCUUUGGUCGCUACGACGAUAUGAAGUCGCCCGGCGAAAACAUUGACUUCCAAACAACAAUUCUGUCGCGUUUCGACAUGAUCUUCAUCGUCAGGGACGAGCACAACGAGCAGCGCGACCGCACCAUGGCCAAGCACGUCAUGAACAUCCACAUGAACCGCGCCAACGACGCGACGGCGAUGGGCGAGUUCGACAUUGAGCAGAUGAAGCGAUACAUCUCCUUCUGCAAGGCGCGCUGCGCCCCACGCCUGUCGCCCGAAGCCGCCGAGAAGCUCUCGUCGCAUUUUGUUGCGCUGCGUAAACAGGUGGCGCAGGUGGAGCGCGACAACGACGAGCGCUCUUCGAUUCCCAUCACAGUGCGUCAGCUGGAAGCUAUCGUGCGUAUCUCGGAGUCAUUGGCCAAGAUUACCCUCUCGCCGACGGUGGGCGAGGAGCACGUUGACGAGGCGAUGCGUCUGUUCAGGUCGUCGACCAUGGACGCUGUUCAGGCAGGUAAUGUCGAAGGCAUGACACGAGGCGAGCUGGCCGAGGAAUGCCAGAAGCUGGAGCGCGAGAUUCGAAGGAGGCUUCCCAUUGGAUGGAGCACGAGCUACGCCAAGCUGCGACAUGAGUUUGUCGAGAGCCAAGGCUAUACGAACCAUGCGCUCGAGAGGACGCUGUUCAUCUUGGAAAAGCGCGACGUGGUUCGCUUCUCGAACCAACGCAAGGCUCUUACACGAACUGGUGUUUGA